AUGCCGCUUUCCCAGGAGGAUGAGGGAGUGAAGGUCCUGCAGGCAGCCGAGCGCCUGUUUGCUCUGGCGGCAACAGGACCACUCGCAGAGUUUGAGGCCGGGACGGCGCCUCUUAAAGGCACCAAGCUGGGCGAAAUCGGCGACGCCAGGCGCCGCACUCUCUUGCAUGCUGCUGCCUCCAAGGGCCAGGACGAUAUUGCAGACUACCUGGUGCAGAAGCACGAUCUCAAGGUUGACGCCGAGGACGAAGCAGGCGAGACGCCCUUGGCCCUGGCGGCCUCCGGGGGCCACGCCUCCACGGCCCGGCUGCUCCUGGACGCCGGCGCCAGGCCCCACCCCUCCCGCCCAGGCACGGCGGGGCCCCUGCACUGCGCCGCCGCGGCCGGGAGCGUCGCCACGGUGGAGCUGCUGCUGGCCGCCGGCGCCGACCUGGGAGUGGAUGUGGGCUCCGGGCCCCCCCUCUUCUGGGCGGCCGGCGGCGGGCACGCCGAGACGGUGCAGGCCCUGCUGCGCGCGGGCGCCGACCCCAACGCCCGCUCCGCCAACGGCAUGACCGCGCUCUCCAACGGCUACACGCCGCUGCACGUGGCAGCGGAGUGCGGAGACGAGGGCCUCGUCGCCGCGCUGUGCGAGGCCGGGGCGCCGCUGGACGCGCGCGAUGGCGCGGGCAACACCCCCGCCGAGCUGGCGGCCUCCUGGCAGCGCGGCGCCGCUGUGCGCCUGCUCCUCCGCCUGCAGCGGCCCGAGGAAAGCGAGGCGGCGCUCGAGGAGGCCGCGGCCGCGCUGGAACGGGAUGUGGCCGCGCGCGACGCCGAGCGCCAGGCCGCGCGCAAGGCCGCCGGCGGCGGCCCAGCCGCCGCAGCCGCCGCAGCCCCGGAGCCGGGCCACGGCGCCAAGGUGACGGUGCCGGCCGCGGAGGAGCCCAGCGAGGAGCUGGCCUCCUCUUUCAAGGCCAAGGGCACCGACGCGUUUGGGGAGGGUGAUUUUCAGGGCGCUGUGGACAUGUACAGCUUCUCGUUGCGCCACGCCACGGGGGACGCCACGGUGUGGGCCAAUCGCUGCGCCGCUUUCCUCAAGCUGGGCGACAACGCGUCUGCGCUAGCGGACGCGCGUGUGGCAAGGACCAUCGAGCCGCGCUACGUCAAGGCAUGGUACCGCGAGGGUCUGGCGGCCGAGGGGCUGAAGCAGUGGGAGGACGCAGCGGUCGCCUUCUUCGAGGCGUACAACCUGGAUCCGCAGCGCACCGCCUUUGUCGGCAAGUUCCGGGCCGCGGUGGACGCGGGGCGGAAGGAGCACGUGGAAGCUGCCAGGAAGUGA
Messenger RNA from Auxenochlorella protothecoides, 1317 nucleotides. RefSeq names its product Ankyrin repeat, PH and SEC7 domain containing protein secG. Bases 1 to 1317 code for a protein of 438 amino acids. The transcript is spliced from 5 exons. Gene Ontology annotation, molecular function: protein binding. NCBI's taxonomy places the organism in Eukaryota, Viridiplantae, Chlorophyta, Trebouxiophyceae, Chlorellales, Chlorellaceae. The record is from RefSeq and is a predicted model, not a curated record.